ACAAUCUCUGGGACCGCUGUCAACAUGUACGUUUGGAGCAUCAUCGGAGUGGCCGUGUUUUAUUUGGCUCAAAAUGCUGUCGUGUCCGCCUCCAUCAAAGAGAAGGAAGGGGGCAUUGUAUAUCAACCACGUCACCUCCUGCGCGCUAGCGUCAUCGCCAGGCAGAAAGCUGUGAGCAUUGACGAAGGCAAGGCUCCUCUUCCACCAGGCUUCAAAUACAUCUACGUCACAAACAACGGUUCUCUGGUCAACAGUUCAGGUGCACCAGGAGACACAAUAGAAGUGUCAGGAAGCCCCAAGACCCAGAUGCGCUCUGUGCGGAUGGCGGCCUCGACAGUAGCCAGAAUGGUCAAGAAGAUGCCCCAAGCCAUCUUCCGUCGCAUUUCGAGAGACGCUGGGGUGGGAGUUUUCACCGCUGAAGAAAAGAUCAUCAUCUACCCAUCGUUUGCUGACCUCAAGAACGGAGACUGUGGGACGAAUUGCACAGGUGACUGCGAGAAAACCUGUACGUUUGACGGGAGAAAGUAUGAAGACAUUGGAGCAGCGGCGGGCGAGAGGGCGGCCAUUGAAGAAGACAGCGUUAUGUGUGGAGUCACGUUCAACACUUUUGAGCUCAUUGACGUGGUGUCGCACGAGUUUGGGCACACUGCCAUGAUGUAUGGCAUGUCGGACACACAGUAGUGAGUACCAGCCGUGCUGUGUUCUUGUAUUACGAUUUGUUUUUAACACUGUGUCAAGGAUGCGACAAGGCAGCUCAAUAUGUUCAGUUACUGCUACUCCUUAGCCAAUGUCUCCUCAUGCGCGACACGACAUUGCUGGCGAUGAGUCGGUAAGUGAGUAUCCUUUUGAGCGACAAUAUCACAUGGUGUGUCGACCGGCACUACUUAGCUAGUCAUUUUGACCAAUGGUGAUUCUUUAAACCUGUCACACCUUCAGUCUGUCGCUCGCGACGAGGUCUCGAUCGCUACAUGGACUGAUCGCAGACGACAGUCGCGCGCAGCUAAACGUCACUUCGUGCAUAAGGACACAUAAUAUUCCAAAGGAGCAUUUCGAAAUGUGUUAUCGCAACUGCAUAAGGUUAUAUGAGCACCAAGGGGGGGGGGGAUGUCAACAGAGAAGUCCUUACAGGGAAUCAGG
Messenger RNA from Aplysia californica (California sea hare), 1137 nucleotides. RefSeq lists its product as uncharacterized. The transcript has 4 exons. Lineage: Eukaryota; Metazoa; Mollusca; Gastropoda; Aplysiida; Aplysiidae. The record is from RefSeq and is a predicted model, not a curated record. The coding region runs from base 25 to 681 and encodes 218 amino acids.